AAAGCGAAAAGAAACAAAAAAGGAGGCGAGAUAGGCUACUUCCCAGUCCAAACUUUAUUUCCUUUUUUUUUAAGUUUAUGUGUUUUGAAAACAGGCCCGAUGGUUGCCAGUGGGUUGAGACGGAGACCGGAGGAGUGAGAUACAGCAUCCUGUAAACAGCAGGCCAUGCAUGUUGCACUGCGGCCACGCAGUUGUUGCCUGGUGCUCUGUCUGUGCCUGUCUUUAUCCACCCUGCUGCUACAGAGCCUCUGGGUGCCGAUUGAGAUGACCAGGGAUGAACCUGCUGGCAGGUCACCUGAGGAACAAGGUCAGCGUGGUCCUGGCUUUCGCAGGCUGGCUCUCCGCUUGGAGGCUUUGAACACUCAGGUGCAGAGGCUGAGCAGAGAGAGAGAUGUAACUCAGCUGACCAAAGAUGAUCUCAGUCUGUUACUACAGAGCUUUAGACAGGACCAGCAAGGCUUAGCCCGUUUGGUGGAGAAGGAGUUGAAGAGAGUGUCUCAGAGGCUUGACCAGCUCAGCCGUCAUCAACACCAUCACCAUCAGUCUCACACACCGUCUCCACAUGAUCACCUCAGAUUACACACAGGGCCCAAUGAGAGGUGUGAGGUGCCAAUGGACCCUGCAUAUCCGGUGUGUGCGGAGAAAGUGGAGUUCCUGCGGGCCCAUUGGCAGUCAGACCCCUGUUAUGCCUUUUAUGGAGUGGAUGGUACUACAUGCUCCAUACUGACAUACCUUAGCCAAAUAGAGGACUUUUGUCCCUCUCGUCUAGGAAGAAACCACUCUGCACUGCCAUGGCACCAGAAACCUCCCUCUCAUACACAGAAGGCUGAGAUACAUACAACUCUGAGCCCACUGUAUGAGGUCAUCAGCAACAGCAGUGGUCCCGCUGUAAACUUCAUCCGAUCCAGAGUGGAAAGGAUGUCUGAACGGUGGAUACAAGCUGCUCUGAGGAUGAGGCAGAGCAGCAACAGGACAGUCUCUACCCAAAUGAGGGUGCUGCUGUAUCCCGGGGCCCUGGCUGGGAGUGUUGGCCAGCAUUUUGAAGCCCUGGUGGAGAGAGGGGGUCCUCUAGGGGAGCUGGUCCAGUGGGCCGACCUCAGCGCCUGUCUCACAAUCCUGGGCCACAACUUAACCUUCAGCACCUCACAGCAACAACUCCACAGCCUGGUAGGUGCUGCGCCAGGGCGAGGCAGUUGUCCAAUCCAGAGGCCCCUGACCUUUGACCUCAUCUACACUGACUACCAUGGCCUUGCUCACCUUCAAGGCACCAUGGGACUGGCUUUCCUGCAUUACCAGUGUCUCUUCAGAAUCCUGGAUUCCUUUGGCACCGAACCAGCCUUUAACUUGGGGAGUUAUGCGCAUAGUCAUGGAUAUAAAACGCUGUGGGGCAGCUGGGGUCUGCAACCUCUGCAGUAUAUGACCAUGUUCCCCCAUACCCCUGAUAACUCCUUCCUGGGCUUUGUGAGUGAGGAGGCAGUGAGCGAGGAGGUAAGGGAGGAUGAGCUGGAGCCGGACACCUUCAGGAAAGACAGGAUAGCGGUUGUCUACGGCAAACAGGACUACAUGUGGCAGGGUAAAUCUGAGUAUGUUGAGGUGAUCAGUGAAGAGCUGGAGACCCACGCUACAGUCUACCAGCCUCCAGGUCACACCUCCAAUCUGCCCAGCUUCGUCAGAAACCACGGCCUGCUGACUCAGGAACGCUUCCUACGACUUCUCCGCAGAGCCAAGGUGUUUUUAGGUCUUGGGUUCCCCUACGAGGGUCCAGCUCCCAUUGAAGCAAUAGCCCUGGGCUGUGUCUUCCUUCAGCCACAAUUUGACCCCCCACACUCGUCAGACAACAAUGAUUUCUACAAAGGCAAGCCCACCACAAGAAAGAUCUCCUCCCAGCACCCUUAUGCUGAAAAAUUCAUCGGCAAACCCCACGUGUGGACUGUAGAUGUGACCAACAAGACUGAAGUACGGGAGGUGGUCAGAGCCAUUCAACGCACAGAGGUGAAGCCUUUCACUCCCCGAGAGUUCACCUGCGAAGGAAUGCUGGAGAGGGUUCACACAUAUAUUGCUCACCAGAAUUUUUGCAGUAAAUCCAUCCCUACUUGGCCCCCAGAAAGCACUCUAAGGGUGCACUUGGGUCCCCUGGGGCAGUCAUGCGUAAGCGUGUGUCGACGGUCCUCCCUUGUGUGUGAGCCUGCUUUGUUUCACCACCUGAACAGUCCUGCUGCGUUUAUCAGACUCAAGAUCGGCUGCUCCAGCAUGGAACAGGAAGUCAACCAUCUGUUUCCUUCCUACAGCCCGUGGGGCAGACGCUGCGGCCUUCAGCGGGAGCCUCUGCUGUUCAGUUGUGCCGGCUCUGACCCCUCUCACCGGAGACUGUGUCCCUGCAGAGCUCACGUACCUGGACAGGUGGCACUGUGCCCUGACUGCCUCUGAAUGACACUGUGAAAGAACUCAGGAAAUAGCAGGAGGAGAAGAGGAAAAAUGUGAUAUGAUGAAGGCAGCACCAAAGAGCUAUCUGCAUACUGUAUACAUAGGUAAAGAUUUGAUCUCGACCAAAGAGAGACGGCUGUCCUGCCAAUGCUUUUGAAAGCUUUGUUUGUAGAUCUCACACCAAUGGUGAAAAAUAGAGUAUCUGCACUCUAUUUUAUUAUCAUGUGCACAUUGAAAUGAGUUGAAAACCAACUGUCAGUGCCCCAGUAACUGAGUGAAGGAGUCAUCUCAAUCAGCAUCCCUGCCAUUUAGUUUUUCACAACAAUUUUAGUUAAUUUAUCACAAACACAUGAAGGUGUUCGUUCCUAUGGGAAUGGACCUUAGUGGUCGCUGAUUGAUAAGUGAAUAUAAGAGAAGUCGUGCCAAAUAGGUAAAGUUAGUUUAUAUGAAAAGUCAGAAUAUGACAGGGUGCAUCCACUUGUGGAUUUAUCUUUGUUGGUAUUUUUUCGUGACAGUCAUUACUCAGGAACCAAAACUGAAUGAGUACUUCACCCCUGAAGGACCAUUUGUAUGUCAGUUACUCACCUCGUAUUAAGCUGUAUUCAUGAACAGUGAACGAAGAAUCCAAAAACGUAAAGAAAAAUUCUUAAUUAACUGAAAGUUUUAGGGGUCCACAUUUGACAUCUGCAAAAUGGCACCAACCAUCCAUUUACAAACUCUCAGAAUGUGUGCAGUUUAAUCCAAGUCCAGGGAUGG
Molecule: messenger RNA, 3180 nt
Organism: Epinephelus lanceolatus (giant grouper)
Lineage: Eukaryota; Metazoa; Chordata; Actinopteri; Perciformes; Serranidae
Product: alpha-1,6-mannosylglycoprotein 6-beta-N-acetylglucosaminyltransferase B-like
Biological process (GO): protein N-linked glycosylation
Cellular component (GO): Golgi apparatus
Molecular function (GO): alpha-1,6-mannosylglycoprotein 6-beta-N-acetylglucosaminyltransferase activity
Source: RefSeq, a predicted model, not a curated record